AGCGAAUAGUACUAACCAGAACAGUGUCAUACUUCCGCUCAUUUCCCAUUUCUUUUCAUUCAUCAGCAACAAUCCAUUUAAUAGUCUUCGUUUCUCUCGAGCAACAGAAUAGCAGGAGAGAGAGAGAGACAGAGAGAGAAAAAACAGUCGAAGAAAUCAUAGGAAAAAUCAUAAGAAAGGGUAAAUCACACAGUGAGACAGACUCCUAAUUUUCAUAAAAGAAAAGAAGAGAAAACAGAGGCGAUCUGCAGGGAAAUGGGGACGCUUCAGACAUGGAGAAAAGCAUACGGUGCUCUUAAAGACCACACUAAAGUCGGCCUUGCCCAUGUCAACUCAGAUCNNNAGGAUGUUGAUGUGGCGAUCGUCAAGGCUACGAAUCAUGUGGAGCAUCCACCCAAAGACAGACAUCUCAGAAAAAUUAUGGUUGCCACAUCUGCAAUACGGCCUCGGGCUGAUGUUGCAUACUGCAUACAUGCACUUGCUAGACGACUGGCAAAGACACACAAUUGGACGGUUGCUUUAAAGACAUUAAUAGUUAUCCAUAGAACAUUGAGAGAAGGUGAUCCAGUAUUCAGAGAGGAACUCUUAAAUUUCCAACAGAGGGGUCGUGUCCUCCAAAUGUCUAAUUUCAAGGAUGAUUCAAGUCCCAUUGCUUGGGAUUGCUCUGCCUGGGUAAGAGCAUAUGGCCUCUUCUUGGAAGAACGACUAGAAUGCUUUAGGGUACUUAAGUAUGACAUUGAAGCCGAGCGCCUUCCUAGACCAGCACAAGGCCAAGAUAAGGGUUACAGUAGAACAAGAGACUUGAUGGGUGAAGAACUUUUAGAUCAGUUGCCUGCUUUGCAGCAACUGCUAUAUCGUCUUGUUGGUUGUCAGCCUGAAGGAGCAGCUGUGGGCAAUUACAUGAUUCAGUAUGCUCUCGCCUUGGUACUCAAAGAGAGCUUUAAAAUAUAUUGUGCCAUAAAUGAUGGAAUAAUCAAUCUUGUUGACAAGUUUUUUGAGAUGCCAAGACAUGAAGCCAUUAAAGCCCUAGAUAUCUAUAAAAGAGCUGGACAGCAGGCUGAUGGUCUUUCUGAUUUCUAUGAAGUCUGUAAAGGACUUGAACUUGCCAGAAAUUUCCAGUUCCCUGUCUUGAGAGAGCCUCCCCAGUCCUUUCUAGUGACCAUGGAAGAGUAUAUAAGAGAAGCUCCAAGAAUGGUUUCUGUUCCAAGUGAGGUCUUGGAAUAUCCAGAAAGGCUGAUGCUGACCUAUAACCAAGAGGAUGUUCCUUCACCUUCUAAUGAUACAAAAGUGUCAGAGGAGGAACCCAGGCUACCACCGUCCGAUGAAGGUGCCGUGUCGACUGCUGAAGCAGCUGUCCCUCAACCUCCUCCAGCCAACUUGUACACAGAUGAUUUACUGGGGUUGAACUGGACUACGCAAGAUGCAUCGGUGAUUGAGGAAAGCAACACGUUGGCUCUAGCCAUAGUUCCUUCUGAGACUACACCAUUUGAGUCUAAUGUUUCCCAACCAAAUUUUGACCCAACUGGAUGGGAACUCGCCCUGGUUACCACUCCCAGCAUCAACCUAUCAUCAGUUCAAGAGAAGCAGUUGGUUGGUGGACUAGAUUCACUUACGCUUGAGAGUUUAUAUGAUGAAGGCGCAUAUAGAGCUUCCCAGCAACCAAUAUACGGAGCACCUGCUCCUAAUCCAUUUGAAGUUGGUGAUCCAUUUGCUAUGUCAGACACUGUUGCCAUGCCUCCAGCAGUUCAAACGGUUGCAGUGUCUCAGCAUCAAAACAAUCCAUUUGCCCCAUUUCAGCCUGCUUAUCCACAAGCCCAGCAGCAACAGCAGUUGCUGAUGGGCCCACAAAAUCCUUUUGGCGAUGCAGGGUUCGUAGCAUUUCCGGUUGAGCCUUCUGUGCACCCUCAAACAACCAAUCCAUUUGGGAGCACCGGCCUUCCAUAAUAAAAAUGCACAUAUGCAGGAUGUAACUUACUGGCUUAGUUACUUUUUGGUAUAUUUGAAAUGAGUGAGUUUGAUAUUGUGAACGCAUUCAUCCACAGGAAAGUUUGUUUAUUGAGCUUGAAUCAUAUACUUGUCUUGAGUAGUAAAAAUAGUUGCUCAGUGCUAUGAAAAUAUGCAGUUCGUUGAUGCGAUACUUGAUACGUCAUCUGUUGUCAAUUUGUUUAGUGUAAUACGCCUGUGAUUGUAGUUAA
Messenger RNA from Sesamum indicum (sesame), 2195 nucleotides. The record is from RefSeq and is a predicted model, not a curated record. Lineage: Eukaryota; Viridiplantae; Streptophyta; Magnoliopsida; Lamiales; Pedaliaceae.